CUUCGAUGAUGCUGUCACUCACACACACACAACUGAAACCAAGUGUCUGGUUGUCAACAAAGAAGACAAACCCUAUUAUCAGAUCACAUGUGGGGAGCGCACGGAGCACGUGGCACCGGAGGAUGUUGCAAAACACAUCUUCCUCAAAAUGAAAGAGACGGCUCAGUCAGCUCUGGGCUCGGAUGUCACCGACACGGUUAUUACCGUUCCCUUUGAUUUUGCACGUUCUCAGAAGUGUGCCUUGAGGGAAGCAGCUGAAGCUGCAGGUUUCCAUGUCCUGAGGAUGAUCCAUGAACCUUCUGCUGCUCUGCUGGCCUACAACAUCGGACAGGACUGCUCCUCUGGAAAGAGCCAUGUUCUGGUCUACAAGCUGGGUGGGACGUCUCUGAACGUGACGGCGCUGCAGAUCAACGGAGGACUGGUCCGAGUCGUCUGCACCGACACCGAUCACAGCAUCGGGGGGGAGAGCUUCACCCAGGCCCUGGUCCAGCACCUGGCCUCGGAGUUCAAACGGAGCUUCAGACACGAUGUGAAUAGCAACCCUCGGGCGCUGCUGAAACUCAUGAACAGUGCAGACAUGGUGAAACACUCGCUCUCCUCUCUGGGAUCAGCCAACUGCUUCGUUGAUUCUCUGCAUGACGGCAUUGACUUUGAAUGCACCAUCUCCAGAGCUCGUUUUGAGCUGCUCUGCUCUUCACUCUUCAACAGAAGCAUCCAGCCAAUCAGGACGCUGCUCGACAAGGCUGGCCUGACUGCCAACGACAUUAACAAGGUGGUUCUUUGUGGUGGCUCAGCCAGGAUCCCUCGACUCCAGCACCUUAUCCAAGAGAUGUUUCCUGAUGUUGAGCUUCUGAUCUCUGCUCCUCCAGAUGAGCUCAUUGCUGUAGGAGCAGCCAUCGAAGCCGGUUUACUGGUGGGCAGAGACCACCUCAGUCCAGAAGACGAGUCUGUUGAGGUGGAUGUUUCUGCAGCUGACAUAUUGUUAAAGGAGGUAGAUGAAUGUGGAGCUGAGAUGUUCACCGUUCUCCUACCUUCAGGCACUCCUCUUCCUGCACGCAGGCAUCACAUCUUAUCUGGGGAGGGACGACUUUCCUCCCUUUGUUUGGACAUUUAUCAGAGAUUCGCUGAAGAGCAGCCACAAAAGCUCUCUAAGAUGAUCCUAAGAGACCUGCACCCUGGAGAGGAGAACCACAACAUUGAUGCUGUGGUGACCAUGAAAAGGGACGGCUCUCUCCAUGUUUCCUGUGCAGCUCAGAGCAGUGGACAGUCCGAGGCCAUCACCAUAGCAGCAGCUUCAUGAGGAACCAGUCCUUUUACUGGAUGUGUUUUCUGUUUCCACCAGUUUUCUGAAGCCACCUAACCUUGUCUAAAGUCAUGAAGGGACGAUGUCUGUUUCUAGCAGUCGACAUAAACAAUUAAAUGUUUUCUAA
This is a messenger RNA of Nematolebias whitei (Rio pearlfish), 1430 nucleotides long. RefSeq names its product heat shock protein 14 (gene hspa14). Gene Ontology annotation, cellular component: cytoplasm; ribosome. Gene Ontology annotation, biological process: protein refolding; cellular response to unfolded protein. Lineage: Eukaryota; Metazoa; Chordata; Actinopteri; Cyprinodontiformes; Rivulidae. Gene Ontology annotation, molecular function: heat shock protein binding; misfolded protein binding; ATP-dependent protein folding chaperone. The record is from RefSeq and is a predicted model, not a curated record.